Messenger RNA from Crotalus tigris (Tiger rattlesnake), 1844 nucleotides. RefSeq names its product zinc finger protein 501-like. Gene Ontology annotation, biological process: regulation of DNA-templated transcription. Lineage: Eukaryota; Metazoa; Chordata; Lepidosauria; Squamata; Viperidae. The record is from RefSeq and is a predicted model, not a curated record. The transcript has 4 exons. Bases 229 to 1575 code for a protein of 448 amino acids.
GGGAAUGUCGGAUUUUGCACGGCAAGCAAAACACCGGGAAGACUACACGUCCCAGCAGCCUAGGUGGCUCCUGAGUGCUCCCCGCGCCAGAGAUCUGGCGGCUGACAUUGCGCGAUCUGGCAUGGAGGAGGCGUGGAUCUCCGCGGCGAGCGAGACGGAGAAAUCGCUCUGAAGGGUCUAAAGCCGCGGGAAACCCUCCCGGAGGAGCCGCGGUGGUGCUGUUGGCCGAUGCGGAGGCUGGUGUCAUUUAAAGAUGUGGCCGUGUAUUUCACGGAGGGCCAGGGGGCUCUGCUGGAUCCAACCCAGAGAGCUUUAUACAAAGAAGUCAUGGUGGAGAAUUAUGAGAACGUGGCCUCCUUAGGGUUUCCUGCUCCGAAGCCAAAUCUCAUCUCUCGUCUGGAACGAGGAGAAGAACCUUGGCUGUUAGACUCUCCAGGGGUGGAUGCCAACAGCUCAGAGGCACUGAAGAAAAAAAAUUCCUGUCGAAAGUGUGGAAAAUGCUUCCUUCAGAAAUCGGAUCUGGCUAUCCAUCGACUACUUCACAAGGGAGAGAAACCUUUUAAAUGCCUGGACUGUGCAAAAUAUUUUGUUCAUCACUCCGAGCUUGUGAAACACCAGCGCGUCCAUACAGGAGAGAGACCCUUUAAAUGCUUCGAGUGUGGAAAAUGUUUUUCACGGCAGUCUGUCCUUGUCAACCAUCACCGGAUCCACACAGGAGAAAAACCUUAUCGGUGCCUGGAGUGUGUGAAAUGUUUUACUCAGAGAUCACAGCUCAUCCGACACCGAAGGGUCCACACGGGAGAGAAACCUUAUAAAUGUCUGGAGUGUGGGAAGUGUUUUGCCCGUCACUCGGUUCUCAUCAAUCACCAGAGAGUCCACACCGGAGAAAAACCGUACCAGUGCUUACAGUGUACCAAAUGUUUUGCCCGUCAAUCUGUCCUGGUGAGCCAUCAAAGAGUCCACACGGGAGAGAAGCCCUACAAGUGUCAGGAGUGUGGCAAACACUUUGCUCAUCAGUCGAACCUGGUCAACCAUCAGAGAAUUCACACAGGGGAGAAGCCCUACAAAUGCAUGAAAUGUGGAAAAAGUUUUGCCCAACAAUCUGAUCUUGUAAAACACAGGAGAAUCCACACAGGGGAGAGACCUUACAAAUGCCCAGAAUGUGGGAAAUCUUUUGCGAUCCGUUCAGAUGUUGUGAAUCACCAGAGGGUCCAUACAGGAGAGAAGCCUCACAAAUGCCCGGAAUGUGGGAAGUGUUUUGCUCAACGUUCGGCUCUUGUCAGUCAUCAAAGAGUCCACACGGGAGAAAAGCCGUACAAGUGCCUGGAGUGUAAGAAAUGUUUUGCUCAGCUAUCCAAUCUUGUGAAACACCAGCGAAUCCACACAGGAGAGAAACCCUAUAAAUGCCUAGUGUGUGGGAAAUGCUUCAGGCGGCGUUCCCAUCUUCACGUGCACCAUCGAGUUCAUUCGAGAGUUAAGCCUAGUGAUGACCUUAAGUGGGACAAUGGCUUUGAAGAGCCAAGAAAUGUUAUUCAGUGUGGAUCGGCGAGCUCAAAUGAAAUACAUUCUGAAUAAUUUAUAUUUAGUUAAAACGAAAAGGUUCCGGAAAAUAAUGCUUCCUUGAUGCCGAUGGAAGAAGACAGAUAUGACAGAAAUAAUGUUGAGGUACAACUCGAUCAUGGGAAAGGACUGAGUUUUAAUGGCAGUAGCAUGUGGAGCCCUAGUGGCUCAGUGGUUAAAGUGCAAUACAGGUAGUCCUUGACUUAUGACCACAACUGAGCCCAGAAUUGAUGUUGUUAAGUGAGAAAUGUGUUAAAUGAGUUUUGUCCCGUUUUAUGACUUUU